ACGGUGACCCUUUUUGCAUUUCCUUCCCAAAACUAAAAUGGAUACGUCGGAACGUUUUUCUGUUUUGACACAGACGCGUUCUAGUGACGCUAUCAUCUAGCGCGGGUGACUGAAUUGCGGAAGUGUAAUACCGGUGGACUGCAAUCAUGCACCGGAGAGGCGUGGGCGCCGGGGCGAUUGCCAAGAAAAAGCUUGCAGAGGCUAAGUACAAGGAGAGGGGAACGGUGUUAGCAGAGGACCAGCUGGUUCAGAUGUCAAAGCAGCUGGAGAUGUUUAAAACCAACUUAGAAGAGUUUGCCAGUAAACACAAGCAAGAAAUCCGCAAAAAUCCCCAGUUCAGAGUCCAGUUUCAGGAUAUGUGUGCUACGAUAGGAGUGGAUCCUUUAGCAUCUGGAAAAGGAUUUUGGUCAGAAAUGCUGGGAGUUGGAGACUUUUAUUAUGAGCUCGGUGUUCAAAUAGUGGAAGUGUGCCUGGCCCUGAAACAUCAAAAUGGAGGUCUGAUAACACUGAAGGAGCUUCACCAGCAGGUUCUGAAGGGACGGGGGAAGCUUGCUCAGGAUGUCAGCCAGGAUGAUGUUAUCAGAGCAAUAAAAAAGUUGAAGGUUCUUGGCAGUGGAUUUGGUAUUAUACCUGUAGGAGGAUCUUACCUGGUGCAGUCUGUACCUGCAGAGCUUAAUAUGGAUCAUACUGUAGUUCUACAGCUGGCAGAGAAAAAAGGAUUUGUAACGGUCAGUGAAAUUAAUUCCAGUUUAAACUGGGAGACAGAACGAGCCAAACAUGUACUGGAACAUUUACUGAAGGAAGGUUUGGCUUGGGUGGAUUCACAGGCCCCAGGAGAGGCCAAUUACUGGCUUCCAGCUCUCUUUACUGAACUGUACUCUAAAAAUAUUACCCCAGAAGAGGAACGAGGUCCUUCCUGAGAGCCCUUUGAAGCUGAUGUCCCAUUUGCCUCACUCUCCUGUCACUAUAGGACAUUAUGUACAUAUCCUCUCCAGCUUGCUUUAAGAUGACCACAUGCACCAAACCUUUUGAGUUUGACGCUCUGGGCAAAUACUUUCCUACAGUCAUAGCUUGUGUAUAUUCAAACCAUGACAAGUAAAUCAUUAUCAUUUUCCUAUUUUUUGGAAAUAAAAUCUUGUACUUAAAAAGAAUUCUGUUUGUUUCAAAUAAAACUACAGUUUUCUCUAA
Messenger RNA from Bombina bombina (fire-bellied toad), 1188 nucleotides. It is a transcript of the gene SNF8, whose product is annotated as SNF8 subunit of ESCRT-II. The transcript is spliced from 8 exons. Lineage: Eukaryota; Metazoa; Chordata; Amphibia; Anura; Bombinatoridae. The record is from RefSeq and is a predicted model, not a curated record. Gene Ontology annotation, cellular component: ESCRT II complex. Gene Ontology annotation, biological process: protein transport to vacuole involved in ubiquitin-dependent protein catabolic process via the multivesicular body sorting pathway. The coding region runs from base 147 to 920 and encodes 257 amino acids.